Messenger RNA from Centrocercus urophasianus (Greater sage-grouse), 2784 nucleotides. RefSeq names its product mitotic spindle positioning (gene MISP). The transcript is spliced from 5 exons. The annotation marks the transcript as partial. The record is from RefSeq and is a predicted model, not a curated record. Lineage: Eukaryota; Metazoa; Chordata; Aves; Galliformes; Phasianidae.
AGGCAUUGCUUUCCCUCCCGGAAACACAGAGCUGCAGGUCGCCGUGCCACCGACACCGUCUGCGUGGGCCAGCAGGAUUUCACUUUGCACUCCGGACACCCCCAGGUGAGCGCAGAGCCCACGCAGCACCAGGAAGAGCUCAGCAAAGCGUUGGAUGCUGACAGCGGCCGCGCGAUGGACAGGGUCACCCGGCACAUGGUCUUCCAGUUCCCGCACACACGCGACCACAACGAUGCAUCCAUGGAUGGAGACGAUGAUAUAUUUGACUACAGCAGCCAGAAGGAGAACGGCUACGAGCAGAAAAGCAGGCUGAAGUCACCUUCGUAUUUCCUGGAGACUGGGAAGGAUGUGUGGAACCCAUCCCCAGACAGGGAGUCCCAGCUGGAGGUGGUGCGGUCAGGGAACCUGUAUGACCUGAGGGCUUACAGGGGGGAGAGGAAGCCCUCCAAGCUGUACGAGGAUGAUGAGCCGGACCCAUAUAGGCUGCAACCCCCAAACAUCUCCCCCGAAAAAGCAAAGGAGCUGGAGGACAAGAGGAGGGAGGUGAUCCGGGGCCAAGUGGUGCGGAAGAGCUCCACUAUGGCUGAGAAGUGGAGCUCCGCGGAUGAGCUGAGCUCCGUCACCGCAGGUGGGCAAAGCCACGGCGUCCCCGGUGCCUUUGCCAUCCACUUUGAUAAGCCCUCCCCGGGUCGGGCUGUGACAACCGUGGACCCGGAGAGCAUCGACAGGGAGCAGAUCAACUUCUCGGCUGCACGGCAGCAGUUCCUCAUGCUGGAGAAGAGCAGCCCUGGUGCUUUGUUCAGCCCAGGGUACGUCACGUCCCCAAGGCCGGAGGUGACGGUCAGAACCUCCAGGCAGGAGUGGCACAGCCCUGACACCACCACGAGGGCUGAGAGGGGCUGUGGUGACAACACAGAGCCCACACAGGGCAGGAUGGACCAGAGCAUCUACACGGUGUACAGCGUGCAGCACCAGGCCUCGGGGAAGGAGGAUGGCUAUGCCCGUGGGAAGGGUAACACCAACGUGUCACAUCCCACAGGGAAAGCACUUGGCCUGGCCAGAGCAUCGUCCAGGGACGACCUGGACUCGGGGCUGGGGGAGAUGUACAGUGCUGAAUACAGCAGCAAUGGCAGCGAUGUCCCAAAUGGCCUCGGGGAUGUAAAGGAUGAUGCUAGGGGUUCAGAGGAGGGCAGCGGUGAGACGCCCAUCGAGAGGGAGAUCCGGCGGGCAAUGGAGAGGGAGGAGAGCCUAUGGAAGGAGCGGGGCAUGCAGAGGCUGACGUCCAGCAGCGAGCUGGUGGAGAUCCAGACCAAACCACUGCUGUCCCUGAACGCGGCCCCAGCUCAGGGAAGGAAAGGGAAGGACAAAGGCCGCGCAUCCUUUAACGUCCAGAAGGAAAUAGAAAAGGAAACAAAACGUGAGGAAGACCUGCGGAGGCAGGGCAGGCUGCCGGGGCUCUACGACCGCGGCACGUCGCAGGAGCUGGGCGAGCUGCGGAGGGUUUUCGAGCAGGAGGAGCAGCCGCCGUCCUCCAGCCGCUGGGUGACCGAGCGGCCUCGGAGCCCCGGAGACGGCUUUAGCGACGGCACCCGCACCGGGAAGGCCUUCUCCAGCCCCGCUGCGACCCCUCCGCACCAACGGGGCCGGGAUGAGCUCUGGCUGUACGAGCGCUCUUCCGCCGGCACGAGGGCGAGGGAGGAUUCCGCGGGAGGAAAGCUGCCCGGCUCCACCCCGAGCCCCGUCCUGCGCAAAGAGCAUUUCGCCCUCAGCUUCUGGCAGCCCCGCAUCUCCGUCUCCGACGCUAUGGGCACGCGGAGCGCAGCGAGAAGGGAGCGGAGCCCCGACGGUGAGCACGGCCGGGAUGAGCAGUACACCCUGCGCACGUGGAGACCGCAGCGCUCGGCGUUGAUCGACAAAGAGAUCCUCCGCGAUCUGCAGCGAGAGGAGGAGCUGCAGGAGCAGCGGAGGAGGCGGUUGAUGGACGGCGAGGACGGCACGUCCAGGGAGAGCUCCCGUUCGAGGCACAGCUCGGCCGCCUCGGGUACCAGCGGCUCUUACUCGGUGUCCAGCUCGCCAGUCCUGGCCCCGCAGCAGCCGGGCGUUCUGGGCCUGGUCUCGUCCUUCACCCCAUUGAGGCUGAGCUGCUCCGAGAGCUCCGGCCCCGAUUCGUUGCGGUGCAGCCCGUCGGAAGAGAGGAGGAGGAGAACGAAGGAGGAGGGCAAGUACGCGGGCAUCGAACCCAUUGACAGAAUCAACACGGAGGUGGUGGAGAGCACGCGGGUGGUGCGGCAUCAGAGCGCUAUGGGGCAGCGCUGGGAGAGCGGGCAGCUGAGCACCGACAGCGACUGAACGGGGGGGAGGGGGGGCUGCGCAGAUCCCAGCGGCUGAUCCGAUCCGUUCGACAUCCGAAUUGCUUUCACCUUUUUCCCUUCGAGGUGAAGCCAUAGUUUGUUUUUAUUUAAAGGCGGGGACGCUGAUCAUUUUGUUUAAAGGCUGAUCAUUUUGUUUUAAUUACUUCUGCAAGGAGGCGGCUGGACGGAGAGAAAUCAUACGGUGAUUGAAGGUCCUUCUCAUUGCAAGCUGUGUUUGUGGCUUAUAAAAGUGAAUGUUUUGUUUUGGAGUGGUUUUAGGCUUUCAGGCAACACCCAGGAAAGCCCCGGGGCUGACAUGCAACACCGAGGAGAAAUCGAGGCUUCUGAUUGAGUCGUUGAUCUGCUGAGGCACAGCCAUAGAUGACACAUUAAUGCUGUUUAUAUUGCUAAUUUAUUAAAGUUGUCUCUCUCA